CGCAGGCGCACUUGUUGAACUGAGUCCACCUGCUGGCCAACAGCAUAGGUUCGAUCGGUUUGAAUAGUGCAAUCGAUCGCUGCCUGGGGAAUUUGGUGGCUCUUAAAUGAAGCAUACUGUAGUCGGAAUAGUUCAAUUUGAGUCCAUUUGUCUACCUUUUUCGUAAUUGGACGUUUUCACACCAUUCGCACCAGAAAAUCAAGCGUGCCUGGGAGACAUUUGCUCAGAAAAAGUACCGGUUUACGUUUCGUAAUCGAAUUCAGCAAAUCGUAUCGCACCGCGUAUCAAGGUUGAUUGGACCUAUAUUUGUGCAAUAAUGUCUCAAGAUAGUCGAAACGAGGAAUGCACACUGCGGAAUGCGGUUUCAACCGGUGUACUCUGCCCACAAAACACUGCUGUACCAGGACAGGACCAGCGGGCUAGUGGCGAUACUGGAGAUGAUCAUUGUGCACAAAACAAAGUCUUGCAUACACAUUCAGUUCCCCCAGUUUCUACUAUGUGUAGUUCACCUGAAGUUCACCGCACAGCCUCCGAGCUUUGCUCAUCUGGUUCCAUUGAUCUAGUCAAUUUUCUGGAUUACGAUGCUGCACACGGAAAGCAAGGCAAUCAGGAAGUAAAACAGGGCAUUUUCGAAGCUAACGACUCUGCAUCCAGUUUGAUUCAUGCAAGUCUACCAAAUACUAAGCUACCAAACGAAGCACCCCUAACAGAGGAAAAAGACUGUCAGGAGAAAUCGAGUACCGACUCCAGUAACUAUUCCACUUCAAUUUCUCCAUGUUCUGACAAUACCGAUAAGAUGGUCUCGGCGCCAACCAUGUCCCCGGCUGCGAGAGUGCUAACCCAAAAGGAAGCAGCUUCCUCAAGGGCCGUUAUGGAGGAGUUACAGUGCUACCCACUCUUUCAAAAACAAAAAGAAGCAGGCGAAAAGAUCAGCAUGCGUGCGGCAUCAGACCCUCCGCUAGAUGGUCGAUCCACAAUAGUUACCGACCUCACAAAUGUGAGUGAUACACCUUACUCACAUUCAAACAGAGUCCGUGAGAUGUUUCCUCAAGGUGGUUACUUGAAAGCAGCGCAAAAAUCGCAGGAGUUCGGAGUGGUAGGGGAUUCCUAUGCUUAUCAACAAGGAGAAGACACAAGUGCACACGACUAUCAACAGCCUCUCGGUCAGAGUGAUGCUUAUAUGUUGGGUCAAUGCAAUGGAAACCUCGGACGUAAGGGUGUGUUAAACACAAGAAAAAUGCCGAUGAACUACAUUUCUUACGAGGCGAGAUAUAACAAACCCCCGAACAAUUACUUGGUACAUGCACCCAGUCCAACUGGUAACUCCGAGUGGACCAACUCUCCAAUGCAACCGACCUCACCGACCGAUAAUAAUGCUAUCGGAACUACGAACUACACUCCCGAUGCGUCUAAUAAAACUAAUUUGAUUGUAAAUUAUUUACCGCCUUUUAUGUCACAAGAAGAGGUUAAAGCUCUGUUUUCCAGUAUUGGUGAAGUCGAAAGCUGCAAGUUGGUCCGGGAAAAAUCUACAGGGGAAAGCUUAGGAUAUGCUUUCGUUAAGUAUAUCAGAGCAGUCGACGCCGAUAAGGCUAUCAGAACACUGAACGGUCUAAGGCUGCAGAAUAAAACCAUCAAGGUCUCACUCGCGCGGCCCAGCUCUGAAUCGAUCAAAGGUGCGAACCUAUACAUUUGUGGACUACCGAAAAAAAUGACACAGGCUGAGUUAGAGGAGCUUUUUAAUCAGUGUGGACGAAUAAUCACAGCGCGUAUUCUCUACGACAACAAAACCGGAUUAUCACGUGGUGUGGCAUUCAUCAGGUUCGACCAACGUCAUGAGGCCGAAUUGGCCAUUCGCCGUUUGAAUGGAUAUCAAGCGCCACCGGAUCACCCUCACGGUGCACCGAGUGAGCCCAUCACAGUAAAGUUUGCCAACUCGCCAAACUCCGUGCGACACGAUAGUUUGAGUCUUGCGUUGCUGAAGCAAGCGGCACAGCUUCAGUCUGUGGCUGCCUCUGUUGUGGCUCCGCCUUCACGUACAGCUGCCACAGCAGCGGCCACGGCGGUUGCAGCAGCAGGCUUGUUAAACCCGCUUCACCAGAUUGCAUCUAUCUCUAAUCGUUUAAAAUAUUCCAAUGCCUUAGCUAGUGGCGCUGGUUCGCCCGGAUCAACCGCAGCGGAUUUUCUACCAGCGAUGGCAAGUGCGGCUGCGGUGGUAAACCCAUUGCUGGCACCGGCAGUUGCAGCCAGUUCAGGCGCUCUGACUGCCACAGGGUGGUGCAUUUUCGUCUAUAAUUUGGCCCCCGAGACAGAAGAAGCAAACCUUUGGCAACUUUUUGGUCCAUUUGGCGCGGUACAAACGGUGAAAAUAAUCAGAGACCCUACUACCAACAAGUGUAAAGGUUUUGGAUUCGUGACAAUGAGUAAUUAUGAAGAGGCCCUUCUGGCAAUUCAUUCACUGAAUGGCUUCGCUCUCGGCAACAGAGUCCUACAGGUAUCCUUUAAAACCACUCCUAAUGCGAAACUGCGGCCACCAUCGUCAAAUACACCACCUCCAACUGCAAGUCCUCUGCCUGCUGGAACAAUCAACAGUGUGGGCAACACGCAGCAUUUGCCCGCGGUUCCUACUCAUCAAAUUCCUGAAAUGUCAAACGGCCUGAACUCGCGGUACAUCGGUGGUACUCCGCCUAGUUUCGGACCACAACCGUCGCAACCUCAACAGCAACAGCUGCAGCCGCAACAACAACAUAACCAGACAUCCCAGCUGCAUAGUCAUAAUCAGGUGGGACAGCAGAAAUCGUCUCCAGCUGUGAACAUCAGAUCCGUCUCAUCGUCUCAGCCGAGCCUCAGUAGUAUCAGUCCACAACCCAACAAACCUCUGCUUGUACAAUAUCCGACUACCGGUGCUCCUGUACAACUGGCAACAGAUCAAUCUGUUUCGGAUAAUGCAAUGAAUGGAAAGGGUCAUAAGCCAGUCACUGUUACUUCCGGCAAAACAGAUCAAUCAAAUGGGCUCUCCAAUUCUUUUUCUGGUGCUCUUUCCCUUAAAAUCCCUCCAUUGAAUCAAACGCAUGGCGCGAAUGAGCGGGAAAAGCAACGUCUGCAAAACGAUAGAAACUGUUUUGAAAUAAAGGACACUGUAUUCGGUGCAGACGGAAAUUCAAGCAAGCUGGGAAGGCACUCUGGCACGGUACCGGAGGUUUAUGAAACAAAGUGUUAACCGUCAGUGGGUUCAGUACUUUAAUGCUCAUGAUUAAUUUUUGCAACAUGUUCAACAAUUUUCUUUACACUUAUUUAAAUGGUGCAAAUGGUACCAUCUCACAGUUCCGUUUCUUGUGUUACGCCUUAUUCAACUUUUCUUUCUUAUACGAGCCUAUAUGAGUUAGCGCAAUUUAAUUGAUGCGCCUGCUAUUUGCUGAGCCCUACCUUCAGUUACUUUUGUGAUUUUUUCACUCAUUCAACAUAGUAAACUCUUAGGUAGUUUGAAGUGGUAGUAGUACACGAUCCGUGAUUUGUCUUUCUCCUACUUUGAAGUUACGAGCCAUUAUGCAGCCGACCAGUUAGCAUCAACUCCGUGCGCGCCGCUUCAGUUACAUCCACAUUUCCUCACACAGAUAUGUAAUAAUUUAACUCGGCAGUUGUGAACCCAGUGUCUUAGUCGAAAGUUUAACCAGUCGUUAUGACAAACCGAAGAACGAGUGUUCCAUCGAUCAUCUUAUUUAGGAUGGAAUAAACACGGAGUACUGCUUCCCUGUUCCUUUAUGGCGCCAUCCUGGGGAAAGAUUUUGUGCAACUGCGCCUAUUAAUGCAUCCGUAUUUGUCAUCACAGAUGGCCUCUUAGUUUACAACUUUUCUUCUAAAAAAUCCGUUACUGUACGUCGUAUGACUGCGUUAUUUUAAUCAGUUCAAUAUGAUUGUACAUAUUUUACCGCUUAUAAUUGUACUUCUCAAAUGAAUUUUAUUGUUCAUUUCGAUAAACUAUGUUCGAGUAG
Molecule: messenger RNA, 3989 nt
Organism: Dicrocoelium dendriticum
Lineage: Eukaryota; Metazoa; Platyhelminthes; Trematoda; Plagiorchiida; Dicrocoeliidae
Source: the annotation of a GenBank genome assembly